Talaromyces proteolyticus is the source of this 1184-nucleotide messenger RNA. Its product is annotated as ankyrin repeat-containing domain protein. The record is from RefSeq and is a predicted model, not a curated record. NCBI's taxonomy places the organism in Eukaryota, Fungi, Ascomycota, Eurotiomycetes, Eurotiales, Trichocomaceae. Bases 36 to 1184 code for a protein of 382 amino acids. Gene Ontology annotation, molecular function: protein binding. The transcript has 5 exons.
CGGCAAACUCUGGUACUCGACACAAACACAGUAUAAUGGAAGACGUUAAUCCACCAUUGGCGCUACCUAUCUGGGCACCACCUAUCUGGGCUCCGACACACUCAAAUACAGAAAAUUCUUCAAUGCGUCCGUCUAAGGAGACAUCCAAACAAUACAAAAGGCUCCGGGUACUGGGAAAAAUUAAUGAAGGUAAAACUGCCUUACGUCGAGCAGCUAACGGGGGCCAUUUCAGAAUUAUUCAAUUACUGAUCUCUCAUAACACCGAUGUCGAUCGGAGAGAUGUGUCGCCAGUGGGACCAAAAACAGCUCUACACAUCGCCGCUCACAAUAAACACGUCGCGAUUGUCCAGAAGCUAUUACAGAAUGGGGCCGACAUGACCACUCGUGGUAAGGUGAGAGGCCCUCUUUUGAAUUUUGUAUUAUGGCUUAAACGGAGCAUUUCUAAUAAGAAUUAUGAGAUAAUCGACUUGAUACUCAAUCAAAAGGUAAAGCUCCAUCAGGCAGCUGAGAUCAAGGAUCUCAAGCUCAUCCGAUUUUUAGUAGACCAUGGAGCCGACUGUAACUACAUCAUCCCGACCAAUAAGAACUGCACUGUGUUACGCAAUACUGUGAUAUUUAAUCAAAUUGAUGCAUGCCAACUGGUUAUUAAGGUAAAGGCUCAGGUCAGUCCAAGCGCAUUCGCCCAAAACUCUUCUAUAGAUAUGGUUAAGCUUCUAAAUACGCACCUCAGCCAGUCAGAUAUAUCGACCAGUGGUAUUUUAAAUUAUGCUUCCGAGCCUAGCUUCAUACUUGAAGCCUUAUUAGAAUUCAACGCUGAUGCUCAUGUUCGCGGUUCUCAGGUAGUAUCUGGCUUAAAAUUCAAUAGUGACACACCAUCCCCAUUGAUUCGGCUUGCAUUAUACGACGGGAACAAACCUGACACAGAAAUCUUCAAGGUUCUUGUGAAAAUAGGGGUAGAUGUAAACACAAUCAAUUCCAAACACAACACAGCUCUACAUCAUUUUGCAAUGCAGAACAUGCAUAUCAGAAGUCCACGGGAAACCCUUACAACCUUCCAAUUACUCAUGAAAGCGGGUACAUUGACCAACUUGAUUAACUCACAAGGCAAAUCCUGCUUGGAAUUGUUUAGUUCAAGUGCAAAGUUUCGAGAAACUGUAGACGAGGUACUUCUAACCACGGUCUAG